Molecule: messenger RNA, 1470 nt
Organism: Arabidopsis thaliana (thale cress)
Lineage: Eukaryota; Viridiplantae; Streptophyta; Magnoliopsida; Brassicales; Brassicaceae
Gene: XTH6
Product: xyloglucan endotransglucosylase/hydrolase 6
Exons: 4
Coding region: 353-1231 (292 amino acids)
Biological process (GO): carbohydrate metabolic process; cell wall biogenesis; glucan metabolic process
Cellular component (GO): apoplast
Molecular function (GO): hydrolase activity, hydrolyzing O-glycosyl compounds; xyloglucan:xyloglucosyl transferase activity
Source: RefSeq, marked reviewed
CAAUGGUGUAUAUAUUAUAUAGUGUCUAUAUGUCAUAAGAAACGUCAUAAAUUUUAUCAAAGGAACAACAAUUUAAGUCUGAUUAAUCUAUAAUUCUCAUCCUUACAUUUUCAUUGGCAUCAAAUUUAGGUAAUUUUUAGAAUAUAGCUUAAUAAAUGAGUAGGCCAAGAGGACGGCUCGCAAUUAGCUGUGUGGAAAGCUAAACGAUGUCUCCUACCGUCCACGUCAGCGUCUUAAAUCCUCAAAUCCCAUUGGCAACAAAAAAAACAUUGUGUAUAUAAAUACAUGCAUACUUAUCACUCUCUACUCACUUUUACAACUAACUCAUAAGUAAAACACAGACAGUUUUUAGAUGGCUAAGAUAUAUUCCCCUUCUUUUCCCGGUACUCUCUGUCUUUGCAUUUUUACUCUCUUGACGCUAAUGUUCAUUCGGGUUUCCGCUCGACCCGCGACAUUCGUCGAGGAUUUCAAAGCCGCCUGGUCGGAAUCUCACAUCCGUCAAAUGGAAGACGGAAAAGCUAUCCAGCUCGUCCUUGAUCAGAGCACUGGAUGUGGAUUUGCUUCCAAAAGAAAAUAUCUAUUCGGACGAGUGAGCAUGAAGAUCAAACUCAUUCCCGGAGACUCUGCCGGUACGGUCACCGCUUUCUACAUGAACUCCGAUACGGCCACGGUGAGAGACGAGCUAGAUUUUGAGUUCUUGGGAAACAGAAGUGGUCAACCUUACUCAGUGCAAACAAACAUAUUUGCUCAUGGCAAAGGAGAUAGAGAACAAAGAGUUAAUCUUUGGUUCGACCCAUCUAUGGAUUACCACACUUACACUAUCUUAUGGUCACACAAACACAUUGUUUUUUACGUAGACGAUGUGCCAAUAAGAGAAUACAAAAACAACGAAGCCAAGAACAUAGCUUACCCAACAUCACAACCUAUGGGAGUAUACUCAACAUUAUGGGAAGCAGAUGACUGGGCAACACGUGGUGGAUUAGAGAAAAUUGAUUGGAGCAAAGCUCCAUUUUAUGCUUAUUACAAAGAUUUCGACAUCGAAGGUUGUCCUGUUCCUGGACCAACCUUUUGUCCAUCGAACCCUCAUAAUUGGUGGGAAGGUUAUGCCUAUCAGUCUCUUAACGCCGUUGAAGCUCGACGUUACCGGUGGGUUAGAGUAAACCAUAUGGUUUAUGAUUAUUGUACUGACCGGUCUAGGUUUCCUGUCCCACCACCCGAGUGUCGUGCUUGAAAAUAAUUGCAUACGUACGUUGCAAUGAUCAUGUUUCGUCUUGUACGAGAUUUUAUAUAUAAAUUGUGGGAAAAUGUGGAUUGUAUUGUCCUCUUACGCAAUUGUGCAGACGUACGUGAGUGUGUAUAGAUAUAAUUGUGAUUUGUGGUUAUUUGAAAUUUUUAUAAACAUAGAUGAAUUCUGUGAAGACAAUUUAUUAUGUGACUGUGACCUUAUGGCUAGGCAUUGAUUGUUUCGAA